Neurospora crassa OR74A is the source of this 4827-nucleotide messenger RNA. RefSeq lists its product as hypothetical. Lineage: Eukaryota; Fungi; Ascomycota; Sordariomycetes; Sordariales; Sordariaceae. The transcript has a single exon. The record is from RefSeq and is a predicted model, not a curated record. The coding region runs from base 503 to 4087 and encodes 1194 amino acids.
UGUUGCUCAAGAUUUGGUUCCUGUCGGGUACGCAAGACACCACCAUCUUUUCCCCUUCUUCCCGUCCUUUCCCACAGUUCUCUACAGUUUCUCCUUGGAAUCGCUCCAUAUCCAGCUUCUAUCACGCGUGGGAAAGGGAAGCCAUCGCAAACAUUUGAUCAUCCGUCUCAUUCAAAGUGGAGAAGCGUCUAUAACACGGCGACAAGAAUCCAGCCAAGACAAUAACACCCUCACUCUCUCUUCAGAACCCCGCGCAACCGCGACACAACCGCAGCCGCAGCCGCAAUCUCCUCCUCCUCCUCCUACUCAUCAUCCUCUGAGGUUUGCCUACGCAGAUAUACCAUGAUUGCCGCCUAAUCGCCUACCAGGAAGAUCGGGACCUGACCGCGCACUGCCCAUUCGGCCAACACUCUCAGCAUCAUAACAUCACUUCUUGAUAUAUACACACCUCACACAUAGGGAGCCACUCUCUUAAGGGCCCUCACCCCUCCCCUCCUUCAAUAUGUCUUUGGCUCAUACCUAUUACUCGCCGUCUUCUCUGGCUGAUAACGACUCUGCCACGCCGGAGCGAAACCCACUAUCACAAAGAAGCCAUCUCACACCAAACACCCUCAGUAACUCGGCGUCACCUGCCUUAAACAACUCACAAACACCAGAAGAGUCUCUGGCAGCUUUCGGUAACCAACAUCAGCAACUAUUUUUUGGCGGCCAGGACGAUCCGUACUUUGGUGUCAACUUUUCUUCCGAUUCGGACGGCUCACCCUCCUUCCUUGACGACAUCCUCCAGAUAGCCAACAGUAACCCCUUUGCGGACGACAUCUCCUCCGAACCAGUCCAGAAGACACAAAACGCCUUUUUAAAUGCCAGUCAUCUCCCCAUGAGUCCAGAAAAGACACCUUCGUUACAGACCUCCCCAAACCCCGAAGCCGGCUCCAACCAAGCUACCUUUCCGAAACGUCCAGUCAUUUCCGUCAAUACCCAAGAGGUCACCCAUAGGCCAAAACAGCCAUCGCUAUCAGACUCGCAGGACAGUAGCCAGCCUGGGUACGAGUUGACAUCAGAAGCUACCAAUAGCGCGGAGCUGGGUGACGACGGCGCUGUACCCUCGGUCAACGUCAUGUCAGAGCAAAGUCCAAGGGUAACAGUCUCAGAUUACGACACCAUCAACUCGUACACUUUCAACGACGCUCAACACCAUGUUCUCUACCCUGGCAUCAACGAAAAUGAUUUCAUCCAUCAGACUCCCGACGGCGAUAUGUCCCCAUCGUCUACACUCGCACGCGAUGAGUCUGUACGCUGGGCCCCAGAUCAAGCCAGCGGCCGAAGUGGAGUAGCUCCUGGUGACCGGUCUUCCGCCGAGGUGCGCAGCGUGAAUGAAGUGGCAGCCGAGAAACAAGUUCAAGAACGGAAUGAGGAGGUCGAUGCCUGGAUGGCCAGGUUGAAGGACGUCAGCCGCACAAGAUCGGGCUUUGUGGAUGUGAAUCAACCCUUCAUACGACCUCUUGACCACGAUGAUGAAAGUAUCGAUCCGCGGGAGAUUGGAGCGGAACCCUCCGAAAACAAGAAAAUAUCAGGCCAGACAUACUUCACAGAGAAAGGCGGCGAAAUGACAGCAAAAGACCGAGCCAUCAUCUACGGGAACCGCAAUUGGGCUGAUGCACCCUUGUUGUUGCCCAUCACCUCUGAAAGACAUCAGCCAGAGACUUCUCAUGAUGCCAUGCGGAAAUUUGAGCAAAUGUGCAAAGACAAUGGCUCCAUUAUUUCAAGAGCAGCAACCUGGGGAACCAGGCGUCGCAGUAUUGGCACCAUAGACGCCGAGGUCGAAAGCACUGGGAACAUCCUGAAAAAGCUGUCAUUGAGCCGAGGUGAUUCCAUUCGCCGACCUAGUGCAAUCUUCCAAGAGCUCCGAGGUCUAGUCAGAAGACCCAGUAACGCCAAACGAACUCGGGCUGAUAAUGAAGAGGUUGCUUCCAACUCUACACGCUCGUCGGUGGACCGAAAGGACGGCCAAGGAAAUUUGAACUUGGCUCCCCCAAAUCGUACAGGAAGCUUGGGCAAGAAGCAAUCGGUUCCCAGCAUCAACACCGCCUUGGUCGCCAUGGGAAGCAAUGUGGCAUCUAUUGGGGCCGUGCACGCUAGGAAUAACUCCAUCAGUACUACUCCCAUUACUUCUCCUAACGCCAAAAGUCCAGCGCGGAAUCUGGGUGUCAACUUGACCCGUCUUCGGAGCAGAUCGGACGCUCCUACUCUCGCAGCAAUGUUGAAGAAUCAUGGCGGUCCUCCAGCCCCUCUUCCAAGACCUUCUGCGGAACCCAAGCCUUCUGCUGAAGUCAUAGAGAUCGAUGAUGAUUCUGAUGAGGAAGAUGACGAGGACGGGGCAGGAGACUCCAACGCCGAUUCAAGCGCAUCAAUUGUCCAUGUUAAGCCAACGCAGGAUGGCUUCAAGCAACACUUCCUGGAGCUCCAUCCCAAGCUCCCCGAAAAAAGCCGUUACCUGGUGGACCGCAUUGCCUACCAGCAGAUGGUUCGUUAUAAGGCCCUGCUGAACCACAAGAAGGAGCACGAACAGCACCUCGUGAACAAGAGUUGCCCAUCCGGAUCAAUGUGUAUUAAAUCAGGCGGCAAGGCGAAGUUGAUGAGGGCCAAUCCUGGCGGCCGAGGGCUCUCUGUGCGGCCUGAAGAGGACGUUCCGCUGGGUGACAAAAUGAUCAACCCCAACCAGUUCCCUGCCAACAUUCCUCCACCGAUCACCAGGGACUUGCCCGCUGAGCUGGAGUGCCAGUUGUGCUUCCAAGCAAAGAAAUUCGAGAAACCUUCGGACUGGACCAAGCACGUGCACGAAGACGUCUCGCCUUUUGCCUGCACGUGGGAAAACUGCAGAGACGGUAACAAAACAUUCAAGCGAAAAGCCGACUGGGUCCGCCAUGAGAACGAAGGCCAUCGUCAUCUCGAGUGGUGGAAAUGCCGCGUCGACGAUUGCACGCACGAUUGCUUCCGGCGGGACAACUUCCUCCAGCAUCUCGUGCGCGAGCACAAGUUCCAGGAGCCCAAGUACAAGACAAAGGGCGAUAUCAGAAAGGCCGGCGGCGCGUGCCACCCAACCUGGCAGAUGGUGGAGAAAUGCCACAGAGUCACAAAGACAAAACCGGAGGAGGAGCCGUGUCGGUUUUGCGGGGAAAAGCUCACGACAUGGAAAAAGUUGACAGUCCACCUGGCGAAGCACAUGGAGCAAAUCAGCUUGCCCAUCAUCAAGCUCGUGGAGCGGACGGAGGUUGAUCCUGACACGAUCAUCAGCCCGGUGCAGGAACCUCCGCCGAGGCAUUUCCCGCCUCCUAUACCCGAAAAGAGCGACAGGAGGCACAGCGGACAGCCUCAUUUGCAGCAGCGGUUCGAUCCGGCAAUAGCUGGCUUGAGCCAUAUGCCAAUGCGCCAAAUGCCCGUGACAUAUUCCAACACCCCGCAGCAACACUCGGGCUUCAAUGGGUUCCAGUCCUUCCCUUCGCCUGGCUAUCAUGCCGUGCCCUUCGGUGACCUAUCACAAGGCAUGAUGACCUCGGGAUCAAUGAACAUGCCCAUGGCCCAGCAACCCAUGAGCCAAGGCUACGCCAACCUGAUAGCCUCUCAGGCAGCGUACACCACCAGGCCGAUGACCACUACAGCCGGAUACCUGACCUCUCCCAUGUCGGCUUCGCAGAUGGGUGUCUCCUCACAGCUGACUACUCCCCUGAUGGGCACACCGUUAAUGGGCCCGGUACCUAACCAAUUCAUGGGGGUGUCGCCAGACGGCAUGGGAACAGAGUCUUUCCCUGGGAUGGAUCUCAACAUGACCAUGAACGCCUUGGGACUUCAGGAUCCUGCCUCGAUGGGGUAUGCAAACUUGGAUAGUGGCGGCGGGAUGUUGACUAAUACGAGCCUUACUCCCAAUCCAAGCCAGGGUAACGGUCAACCGCAUUCGCAGAAUGGCCACCACGGUAGACAACACUCACAUGGACAUGUGGCUGCGCAGUUUAUGCCGAUGGCAGGUCCUCAUGGGAGCGUGAGUCCGUUUGGGACGUCGCCUAUGCCGGGACAGAAUGGGUUCUACUGAGGCAAUACGAGUUCUUGUUUUUCUUUUCUGGUUCUAUUUUUGGUGUUGAUAGAGGUUUCAUGGUCGGAUGGUUUGAUACCCUUGCCUGCACACAUGCGUUCUUGAGGGUUCUGCGUGGCGAGGCGUUUGCCAGCAAGACUUGGUGCAUGUUUCUUUUGAAAAAAAAAUUUUUUCUUUUGUGCUUACGAAUCGUUCUGGUUGGCGGCCACGAAAGGAGCUUGACGUCUUAUGGUCCCUUCAUUUGGUGGAUGGUUCUGCCUUCUCUAUUUUUGAAACACAUCAAGCCCAACGAUUCAUCAUGAGUGAACACGGGAGUUGUCUGCUUUUGAACUUUCCCAGUUACGAGUUACGAAGGGGGCUUAGAGCGCGAACGUAACCUUCCUUUUUGGAUAUGUUGGAUAGACAAGCCCUUUUCUUCUUAUCGUUCCUUGUUUGACCUUGACCAUGAAUGGCCAUGAAUCAUAGGUGGUGACUUGCAUCAACCUGACGCAUUUCGUGCUUCGAGUCCGGAGGCGAUCUCCGAAUCCUGACGUGUAACCCGCGACAGGGGCACCACAAGGAAACAGGGGGCGCGCAUAGUGAUGCAGGGAUGGCUGUAGUUAUGGAAUUAGGGCCUUCCUGGAGGGGUUAUCAUGUACCAGAAAUGAUGUUGAGAUUUUCACAGUUCUAAAACAUGAUCAACAGAGCAAGUUAAAGCGACGAGCAGCUUUGAAAAAAGAGGCAAUUCAAGACGGGCAAAA